AUGAGUAUAUCUCACUCUAAUUCAGACCUACCUGGAGCGGUAGAACCAACUCUUUAUUUACUGGAGAUGGAUUCCACCUUUAACUUAAGAACCAGUGAUGCACAAGUCAUUCCCCUUCAUGUUUUAAAUAAUGGCACAGACUUAGGUCCUAACAGAUUUUUCCUACCAAUCCAAAAUAAAGAAGAAAGUCAGCAACAAGUUCAAGUUUUGAUUGAUCCUUGUCCAGCACCAGCUGUUAAAUUUGUUACCAUACAAGUUGAAAGCAGCUGCCAGCAAGAGCAACAGAUGUCUGUCUGUCAGACUGACCAGUUAUCAUCACCCUUAACCAUUGUUAGUUCCAAUCAAUUGCCUUGCUUGGGAGACGAGGUGGAAACGUCAGGAAUGAACUUAAUUCGUCCUCUAACAAAUAGUUCUGAACAAAGUUUAAAUGUAGCAUGCAAGGGGAUGCAAAAUUAUGUGCACAUAUCAGAUCGAAGCAUUCCACCACGGGCAAUUGCAGUAUUGCCAACUAUAUUACACAUACGACAAAAAGAUAAGAUAUCGCCUCGACGGUCUUUACUUCCACGCACACGUUUUGGCCCAAUUCAAGGAGUUAAACAAAGAAUGUCUCUUGAAAAAGCAAAUGAGGUGUUACAAGAAGCAGUUAUAAAUAAAAGACCCUUAUUUAUGUUGAAAGAUGAUGACGAACAUAUUGAAUAUAUUAACGUAACUGAUAAAGACAAAGCAAACUGGAUUGGUUUACUGCCUCUAGGAGAUGAUAUUUCAGCUAAUGUUUGGAUUUAUGAAGAAAACAAUGAAUUGUAUAUCAUCACGACAGAAGCGGUACCAUCUAGAAAACAGUUAAUGUUAGGUUAUAGUCAGAAGUAUGCGCAAGAAUAUGGAUUAGUAGGACCUACUAAGAAUAUUGAGACAGGAUUUCCGUUGAGUUCAAAGAUGUGGUGGUGCUACGAAUGUCAGCGCGCAAUGACGUCAGCGUCUCAACUACAGCGACAUAUGAAUACCCACCAUCAGGAAUACAAGGCCAACACUAAAAGACGUCGUUACCGUUGUCGUCAUUGUGCACGGACGUUUUCGCGAAUUUUCACAUUAAGACGGCACGUGGCACGGCAUUGUGAAAAGAAACCAAAGAAAAGUGACAGUGUGAUCAAUACAGAAACAUUACAAGAAUCCAUUUUAAACACGUCUUUGAACAGUGAAGAUAAUAGAGUGCCAUCUGACGAGAGUUUUCAGAAUUAUUCCAACGGUUUGGACUUUUCAACUAAUCUAUUUGAUACGGACCGGAUACCCAGUCUCGAUAUAUCUGGGAACUCCAGAUCUGAAGUAUUUAAUCCAUAUGGACUGGACAAUAUUAGCUCUCUAACUAACGACCUCGAGUACACAAAUGGUAGUCUGAACAAAGUCGAUGUUUCACCCGCCAAAGAAAAUGAGAAAAAUCAGCAAGAAAAGGACACUGAAACGUCUGUCUCAUGCACUUACUGCAAACAACUUGUCGCCAGAGGCAAAAAACGUCAGCAUAUAAGUGAAUGUCCAGCGCGUCGAUUUGAGUGUGAUUGCAAACAAAUCUUCACGAGCAAAGAACUCCUUGCAUUACAUAUUUACUCGGAACAUUCUACCAACAAAGAAACUGAAGAAGAAGAACAAAACGAGGAUAAUGACACAACCAGUGUGACAGUUCAAAAUAACAAAGCAUACGUAUGUGAACAGUGUCAACACGCUUUUAAACGGCGGGGAAUGCUGGUGAACCACCUGUGGCGCGUGCACAACACGGCCCCGACCCGCGUGCCGCUGGUGCGGCGCGAGCGGCACUUCCCGUGCGGUGCGUGCCCCAAGCUGUACCGCACGGCCGCCAAGCGCCGCCGUCACCUGCGUCUGCACCACCCGGGUUCAGAAAACAUACGAGCCAAGGAGAUCGAAGGGGGCACUCGCACUUGUUCCCCAGCAGCGUGUACAGAGUGUCCGCGACAGUACGCCACGCGUGCCAAGCUACUACAGCACCAGAGACAGCACCACCCCUACUUGGUACAACCGGCGACGCUAAAGAAGACUAACUUGACUGAGAAGGAUACUAAAACGAAUGAACGAGUCACUACUUCGGAAGAAUUACAUAAAUACAAAACUAAUUUACAACAGUUGCUCAAUUUCUACUGA
Molecule: messenger RNA, 2148 nt
Organism: Arctia plantaginis
Lineage: Eukaryota; Metazoa; Arthropoda; Insecta; Lepidoptera; Erebidae
Source: the annotation of a GenBank genome assembly